UCCAACAUUCGGAGUCUUCUGUGUCUUGUCGUUGUGUCUGGAUGCUAUGAUAUUGCUUUUUAAAGGAAUCACUGGUGCACAAACAUGUUAACAGCCAACGGCAAGUAAAUCACCAUGUUCAUCAUUGCGCCUCUCUCCAACUGCGCCUCACCAGCGAAGAGGGACCGUUUCCUCGAAUACAUCUCAAAAAUCAGCCCUGUGACCCACGACAGCGAGCCAAAGUGUCGUGCAUACGCCUGGUUCCGGAGCGCCGAGGACAGCGACGCCGUUCCACACCAUUGGCUCCGGGGGUUAGAAGUCUACGAGGAUGUCGAGGCCAAUACCGUGACCCACCGCGCCAGCGCCGAGUACAAGGCCUUCCGCGCCGCCGCCGCCGCCGAGGGGCUGCUUGAGCGCCCGAGCGAUCUGCGCUUCUGGCGGCCCUCAUCCGUGGGCUUCCUCACACGCGACGACGAUGGCAGCCGGGGGCCCGUCAACUUCAUGGACCGGGGCCGCCACGCCUCCUCCUCCGGGACCCGCCAGUACAUCGUCGUGGACGAGCUGACGCCACGGCCCAGGCACAAGGACCAGAUCCUGAAGCAGCUGCACGGACUGGUACGGGAGGCGGAGCGGGAGGACCAGGUCCUCAGCUUCUGGGUGCUGCACCGUGGAGAUGGGGAGCAGGAUGAGGGCUUGCUGGUCUUUGCUCGAUACGAGGACAAGGAUGAGUGGGCCAGGUUCGAGGGUCGGGAUGCGGUUGCUGCGAUGUGGAAUGAGGUGUAUGAGUUGGUUGUGGAUGAGGGCCAGAGGAGGACGACGUGGGUUGAGUCGGGGCUGGGGUUCCUGGGCAGGUAGAAUCAUAGUGACCAGCAGCAAGAAGACAAGAUGCUCCAAGCAUAUAGAUCAUCUAAUUCCAUCAUAUCCAGGAUCUUCAGCAAUAGUUAAGGUAUCUUGAUUAUUCAGAGUAUCCAGUUACAGGACAUGGCCACAGAUGGUCUGACAAAGAUCCUGCAUCAAGAGGC
Molecule: messenger RNA, 1001 nt
Organism: Aspergillus glaucus CBS 516.65
Lineage: Eukaryota; Fungi; Ascomycota; Eurotiomycetes; Eurotiales; Aspergillaceae
Product: putative quinol monooxygenase
Exons: 3
Coding region: 115-834 (239 amino acids)
Source: RefSeq, a predicted model, not a curated record